Molecule: messenger RNA, 4262 nt
Organism: Psylliodes chrysocephalus
Lineage: Eukaryota; Metazoa; Arthropoda; Insecta; Coleoptera; Chrysomelidae
Source: the annotation of a GenBank genome assembly
UGACACGCCAACCGGCGAGAGUGAGAAUUUGUUCGCGAAAAAAUGCUUUUCAAUGGCUCCAGUUUGAUUAUUUUAUUAUUUUGACAAGAAUAAUUUUAUUAAACAUUAAUAUUAUCAAAAAGAAAGUAAUACGAACCGUUUACAGCUUUUAAAGAACAGUCCAGUGGCAUUUUUCUAUUGGUAUAAUCGGCGUCCAUACAAAACAGUUGUUGUAACGUGUGAUUUCAGAAGAAAUGUUAAUAAUUGCAAUAGAAGAAGUGACGCAAAUAUUAACUAAACAUUAUAAUGUAAAAAUAUGAACUAAAAGUGGCAUAGUUAGGUAUUUCUAAUAGAAAUAACAUUUGUUCCUCAUGGGGACUAAAAAAGAGUCCAAUGGAGACUUUAACGUUUUACAAUUUGAAAAACAACUUCUCAAUUUAAAAGAUUCCCAAGAAGCAAUUAACAAUUGUUGUCAGUGGUGUUUACAAAAUAGAGUUCAUCAUAAGAAAAUCGUCAAUUCUUGGCUUAAUAUUUUAAAACGAGUCAAAGUAGAACAGAGGCUUGUUCUAUUUUACUUAGCCAAUGAUGUUGUUCAGUAUUCGAAAAGAAGAAAUUUUGAUUUUGUUGAAAGUUGGGGUACUGCCUUACAGAAAGCUACUACAAUGGUUAGGGAUGAAAAAGUUAAACACAAAAUAUUUAGAAUAUUCAAAAUUUGGGAACAAAGAGGUGUAUAUAAUGAAGAAUUUAUAUCAGAUUUGUGUGGACUUUUAAGUGUUUUACCUAGUGCUCCCAAAAAUGAUGAACCGCAUGAGUUUCAGCCAAAUUAUGUGAUAAACAAAAUUAAAACAUGUACGAAACUUGAAACAGAUACAGACAUUAAAUUAAAACUUCUCAAAGAGCAUAAUCCAAAGAUACAAUUGGACGAUGGGCUUAUAAUGUCAUUAAAAGAUCGUGCUCAUGUGGACGAUGUUGAAAAGGAAAUAGAAGUGUAUAUUAAACAUAUGGAAGACUACAUAAAUGCAUUAAAAUUAGAAAUCAAAAACAGAAUUACAGUUAUAAGUGUACUAAAACAGGCGGAAACACAACUCGAAGCUGAUCGAAAAGAUGUGAAAGUUGUUGCAAAUGCCUACAAAAUGUUUGGUACUCGGGUAAAGACGUUUCAGCGAAAGUUAGAAGAACACAAACAAACAUUAAGCAGUCCUGUUCCAUCUCCUGAUAUCAAUGCUCCUUCGCCCAGUCCAGAUUCUGAUAUAGAUUUACCGGAGGAACCGAUUAACAACGAUGUACUGGCCGUUGUUAAAGAGGUUCCAACUGCAGACUACAACCCAAAAGCUGAACUUCAGUAUAAUUCAGGUUACUACACCCCAAUUGUGAAUGACACUAGUACGGACGGUGGCAACACAUUUUUGAGUGCCAAUGGUUUUUCUAGUUUUAUGGGUUCAGAGACAUUUAAUUUAGAGACUUUCAACAGCAGCUUGUUCAGCAAUAUCAGCAGUUUUACGAACUCGAAUGAAUCUGCUGCAGAAAGCUAUACACCUCCAAAAGUAGCCACUCAAAAUCCUCCAUUACCUGUAGAAGCCCCUUCACCACAACCUUCCUACGGCUACGGUUCUAGUCAUGUACCGCUGUUGCCGCCCCCAAUGCCGCCAUUUUCCAAAUCUGAUGAUGACUUUGGAAACUCUGGCAGUUAUGAGGCUAGCUAUACAACACAUAUGGAAUCUACUGUUCCUUUAGGUAACUCUUAUACAACAUCGUCAUAUGAAGCGAAUGCAAAUUAUGCACCAAGCAAUGAUAACUUUGGAGAAGAUUUUGAACCACCACUGGGUGCAAAUCCAUAUCCUCCCAGUGAAGAAUAUAAUCCAGAAGAUGACGUAACGACGUGGGAGCCAGAUGCUAGCUGGAAUGGUGUGCCUCCUGUUGUUCCUCCGGAUACAGAUACCCCUGAAAGCCCUCCAAUGUUUGAAAAAGAAGGUUACAGUGACCCUGUAGAGUAUCACGACAAUAUUUUAGCAACUGGAGCUGUAGAUGUAGAUCAUAGAGUCAUUCCGGGUGUCUCAAAUGACUUGGAAGAUUCUAUGAGCAGCAGCAUGGGAGCAAAGGAUGUUGACCAUCGAAAUCUUAUCAGUUUGACGGGAUCUCCGGGUCAUUCUAACUCCCAAAAUUCUGUUUCUGACUCGCUUUGGAAUCAGACAGAUCAAGAUUACAGAAUACCUCCUCAAAAUGUUCCACCUCCAAAUUUAACAACGCCGCCUAUUGCGACGAUGGAUCAAGACUAUAGGCUCGGAUUUAACAUCGAUCAGCUUAAGCUUCCCCCUCCACCACCGCCUCCUCCGAAGUUUCAGGAGGAGCGGGAACGUGUUAAUAAUCCAGCACCGCCUGCUUCUCCCGAUCAUAUGGAUAUGGAUAUGAGCGAUGAGGAGAACAGGCAACAUAAACACGACAAUCUUAGAGUAAUCAUUGAUGGCAAUAGAAACGAAGAUCAAUCACAAUUCAUGCUUGAACCACCGCCACCUCUUCCAGAACUUCCCGAAGACGCUGAUGCCAAUAAUUUCCUUGAUGAUCUCAGCAAUGAAUUAAAUGAUUUUGAUAAAGACGAUGAUAACACUCCGCUACUUCUGCCGCCGCCUCCUAUGAUGAACUUCAACAGUUUGGUUGGUCCACCUUUAAUGCCACACAUGAACACAUCAGUGCCGCCACCUCCUCCACUUCAGCAUCCACCUCUUCAACAUCCACCUCUACAGCAUCCACCUCUUCAACAUCCACCUCUACAGCAUCAACCUCUACAGCAUCAGCCUCUUCAGCAUCCUCCUCUUCAGCAUCCGCCUCUUCAGCAUCCGCAUCUUCAGCAUCCGCAUCUUCAGCAUCCGCCUCUUCAGCAUGCACCUCUUCAGCCUCCACCAAUGAUGCCGGGUAUGUCGCUGGGACCAUCGCAUAAUCCUUGGUUGAAUGAAGAUGAUCAAGAUCUUGUAAAUAAUGAAAGUUUAAACGAAGAUCGCCAGUGGAUGGAUGAUAACUAUUCUGAAAUGGACCAUCCGCAGGAUAACUGGAUGGGACCACCUCCGCCCAUGCCUCCACUAGACUUUGGCGGGUUUCGCGGUAGGGGUAAUAAUCGAGGAAACUUCGUCAAGCGAGGAAGAGGCCGAGGAGGUAAUUUCAGAGGUAAUUUCCGAGGCAAUAGAGGAAAUAGAGGUGGCAAUAGAGGAUUCUUCCCAAGGGGCAAUUACAGAGGAAAUUUCCAAAGGGGUGGCAUGUGAUGAAUUUAGUAAUGUGUGUAUAAUAGUACUAUUGAAUUUUUGUAGAGCCUGUUACAAGGAACUAAGACACUAGGCAUUUUUUUAAACAGAGUGAUCAUGAAAGUAUUGCUAGACUAAUCAGUGUAUUAGAAAAAAUAUAUAAGACUAAAAUUUUUAGUGUAAAUAAUAGAUUACUUAUGUUUGGUAUAAUUGUGAAACGAAUUUUGAUUUAAUUUUUUAUAUGAUUAAUGUAGGUUUUUUUCAAAUAUAUUAAAAUUAGUUAUGGGCUUUUGAAGUAAAUACAUAUUUUGUUAGCAUUAUUCCUAUUGAAUCAUAUUAUUACCCAUGUGAAACAUUCUCACACUAUCAUUGGCUUUUUCCAAAUUAUCCAUCUCUUCCUUGGGGUUUUUAUAAUUAGUGAUUUUGCUACUAGUCAGUGUGGAUCCAUUCUUUAAUUCCACUCUUUACAUAGUGUUAAUGUUCUACUGGACACUCUUGAAUCAACGUUCCUGAUUCUAUUUCUGCAUACGUCUUUAAAAGAUCUGGUUUGUAAUAUUUUUUGCACAUGUAUUCCUUUUGCAGAUUUAUAGAUGGUUAUAGAUGACUUCCCUAUUCAAACACUUGAUUAUUUAUUUUCGUGCCUAUGAUAUAUUUUCUCGAGAACUGUUUUUAGGUUAUUAACUAGACAUCUUUUAUCAAGUAGAAUAAUAUUACUGCAAAUUAAAGCGUAAUGAUUUUACUUCGGUUUUCUGUCUUAAUACAUAUAUCAAAUCAUUGUGUAGUAAACCUUUUUUUUUUACAUUUAAAAUUUAAGACUUCUAUCAUUUUUCAAAAAUAUAUUGGUAAUUUGCAAUACUUUCUUGGUAUUGCGUAUUAUGUUUAAUAACAUAAGAAAUUAUUCUUAAAUAAAAUUCAUUUUGUACAUAUAGGAUUACUUAUAUAGAGUUAAUAGUGUAUUUCAGAUUUGUUGUUUUCUAUUUUUCGGUAGAUGAUUCAAUUUUAUAAUUUUUUUGUUUCUUAGAAAAGUGAAAUACUUUUUUUAUGAAGGUG